AUGGCUAGCCGUCUGACGUCCCUCCUGUGCAAUGUGGUGAAGUUACCGUGCGACCCUGACUGUUUAUCCACUGGGAGAUGCCAACAUGGAGGCAUCAAUAUGUGUGACCUCGCAGCGAUCGGAAUGAACAAGAGAAAGUCUUUAGACGAAUCUUUGACCACAAGUAGCUCUAACGACAGAUACAACUACCAAUACAGCCCCGAUCUGACCAAAUAUGAUUUGGAUGGGUGCAUUAAGAAGGAAGGUUUUAUGCACAGACUCGGCACAUGCAAUUGUGACGCGAGGAAUGUGUGUCCUGAAUUGGCACGAGACACAGGAGACUAUCAUCGUAACGGGGAGGAAGGGGUCUCAAGCUCUGUUAUCGACCUAGAUGACGAAGUUCUCAUUGGCAACUUCCCCUUUGGUUGUUUGAGAGAAGUUGCACAGGGAUCCCUGAACAACUUGGAAAAUGGAAACUCCCGCGCCAUUCUCACGGAGAGAAACUUAGGCAUCAUUCAGAAGGACACAGACCUAAUGGGGCAGAACGUAAGAACAGGGAGGAAACAAUCCAGUCACCUGUACAGCGAAAUAGUCAAGCCAGAUGCGGAUGGAAGUGAGCACUCGGUGAACGAGGGGGAGGAAAAACAGGCGAACAAGAGAGACCAGACGGUAGAGAAAGAAGAAGCUCGUGAGGGGGAACAACACAACGCUGGGGAGGGAGACGUAGGACAUGUAAUCUUUCCCCAAAUUCUUGACACCACAAACGAGGCGCAAGACGCGAUAGGCGAGAUGGACAAGAUGGACCGCGCCGAAAAAUCGACCUCUUAUACAAAAAAAAAAAAGACUAAGAAGAACCCCAAGAGAAAAAAGGAAAGUGAGGAGCACCGGGGCAAAAAUUUGCGCUCCAUGUUCUCGUUCUUCGCCAGGCAGGAGGCCGCCGUGUCCAACUCGUCUCGUUCCUGCAGGGGGAAGGUCUCCGACGCAUCCUCGGAGUUCCUGUCCGUGAUUAGCAGCGCCAAGUCGAACGCGUGA
Messenger RNA from Plasmodium inui San Antonio 1, 1011 nucleotides. RefSeq lists its product as hypothetical. The transcript has a single exon. The coding region runs from base 1 to 1011 and encodes 336 amino acids. The record is from RefSeq and is a predicted model, not a curated record. Lineage: Eukaryota; Apicomplexa; Aconoidasida; Haemosporida; Plasmodiidae.